Saxophila tyrrhenica is the source of this 474-nucleotide messenger RNA. RefSeq lists its product as uncharacterized. The transcript has a single exon. Bases 1 to 474 code for a protein of 157 amino acids. Lineage: Eukaryota; Fungi; Ascomycota; Dothideomycetes; Mycosphaerellales; Extremaceae. Gene Ontology annotation, cellular component: mitochondrion. The record is from RefSeq and is a predicted model, not a curated record. Gene Ontology annotation, biological process: mitochondrial respiratory chain complex II assembly.
AUGCAGCACAUCAGCAGAGCCUCACGAACAAUCCGACCAGCCUACUUCCGUCGACCAUUCUCCGCCGCAGCUUCAGCCAGAUCGCAAUGGACCCCAGGACCUUCGCCUCCUCGACUACCAAAGGAAGAACAAGAGCUAUUUGAGAAGCUCCAACGCCAGUCCACAGGCGCCUUCAGCACCCCCAAGGACGUGGAGUCAGAGGCAGAUAUGAAGGCUGCUGGUGACGAGCCGCUGGAUGCGCAAGGCGGGCAGAGGUCAGAUGCGGCCAACCGCAUGCUUGCGCAACUACGGGAGAGGGCAAGAGUAGUGGCGAAGGGUGAUGGAGAAGAGCUACAUCCGAAUGUUCGCAGAGGAGCCAAGCCUGAGUUCGAGGGUGAUACGAACCCGAAGACGGGAGAAGUGGGAGGACCGAAGAACGAUCCGCUACGAUGGAAGGGCGACUGGAGCUACAAUGGACGAGUGACGGACUUUUGA